CUCUUUGCUAUAUAUACGGCUGGAUUGUAAAUUGUAAAACACAGAAAGGAAUACAAAGAUUUUGAUUCCGAAACACAUCUUUCAUGGUAUCAGAGCCAAAACUCUAGGAAUUUCCGCAUGAUCGCCCGACAUCGCGUCCAUCGAUCGUUGCCCGUUGUUGCUGCCGCGAAGACCGAAACGGUCGACCGUUUGUUCAUAACGGAAAUCAUACCACCGGUGUCAAGAAUAUAUAACAUUCUUGUCCAAGAUGAGACGGCACGACAUGGCAUGCACAAAGGAGAAAGCAGUGAAGCGGGUGCAUCCGUGUUUGUCGUAAAGAACAAGAUGGAGGUCAAAGAGCUCAUGUGCUCACAUUGUGGGAAAACAGGACAUGAUAUUGAGGCGUGCUACAAGCUGAUCGGGUACCUAGAGGGAUGGGUGUACCGCGAUCAGGCCGGAAGAGGAAACGGCCGGGGAAGGGGUCGUGGUGCUGCACGAGGUGAAAUGUUGAAUGAAGAUGGAGCAAGUGUUUCUUCUCCAGUUGAUCACUUCGACGAUGAAGAUGACAUGACUGCGGAAGAGCAGCUGAACCGUUCCACGAGGAACGGUCGACCGGAGGAGACCAGUGAAGCAAGUGAGCUACAGACGGUAGACCUGGUGGACCAUCCCGCUGUCCACGGUCAACCGUUCGAGAGGCAGUAAGAUGGACCUCUGGGAGUGCAACCGACGGUCAACAUGGUGGACCGUUCUGAUGACCACGGUCGACCGUCCGAAGGGCAGAAAGAUAA
Molecule: messenger RNA, 767 nt
Organism: Cuscuta campestris
Lineage: Eukaryota; Viridiplantae; Streptophyta; Magnoliopsida; Solanales; Convolvulaceae
Source: the annotation of a GenBank genome assembly